UGAAUACAGGAACCAUAUCACUGUCGAGUGUCUUGAGAUGUUCCCUACGCGUUUUCUCCAGCUCCUGGUUUGACCUCGUCCAAGUUGCCGUCUGCCUGGACGUCAGCCAUAGAGACGACACGAUAAUUAAUGCAUCUCGCUCGUCGUUGCUGUUCGCUUUGACCUGAUAGCUAGAAAGGAAUCCUGAUAGAGGGAUUUGCGGUCCGUCAAUGAGGAACUACCGGCUCAUCUUCUGCCACAACCUGAAGCAGCCGUAGAUGGUUCACUGGUUCACUGGCCAGGGGAGGAGAGGAUAGGACACACUUUAACUGCUACACGACGUGAGGUCUCAGCGGGGUUGUGGUGAGGAGGAGGAGGCCAUGAGGAAGAGCGUGUCUCCGUUGCCAGGCAACGAGGGCGGGAGCUCGGCCACCACCACACGGGUGUUUGGCGUUUCUUUGGAAGAGGUGACGCACACACACACACUCAGCGGCUACGAGGUCCCUUCGCUGGUCAAGCACAUCGUCGACUACAUAGAGGAGCACGGUCAUCUGGACCUGGAGGGGCUCUUCCUUGUCAAUGGCAAUGCAGAACGCGUGGAUUGGCUGCGCCAGCGCUACGACAACGGAGAGGAGGUGGAGCUAGAGAAAGACGCAGACUUGGCUUCAGCUGUCAGUUUGCUCCGCCUCUUCCUGCAGGAACUCCCUGAACCUGUCAUCCCCACAGAGAUACAGGGACACAUACUGCAGCUUCACCAAGAUUACAGUAAUGAAGAAGAGCUGUGUAGGAACAUGAAGUAUCUGCUUCAACAGCUUCCCCAGCUGAAUUAUGGCCUGCUGCGUUUCCUGUGUCGUUUCCUGGCCAGCGUUGCGUCUCUGCAACAGGAGAGUUGGAACAUUGGGGCGCUGGCUGCCGUCUUUGGACCAGACAUCUUCCAUCUUUCAACAGAGGGAGAGGACCUUAGGGACCAGGAGUCAGUGAGCAGGGUCCUGGCAGAGCUGCUGGACAACCACGAAGGCCUAUUUGACUCAGAGGACGAUGAUGUCUCCACCACCAAUGACUACAGCUCCAUCAAUGAGCAGAUCACAGAGCUGCUGGAUGAUGAGAAGUGUGAGGCAGAGUGUGAGGAGCUGCCUCAAGAUGGAGAGGAGGGCCCUGUCUGCUGCGAUUCACCACAACACACACACACCGAUGACAACCCUGUACCCAGUUCCCACCUCCCCCCGAUCUCCAUUCUGCCUGCCAGCUCUUCUGACAUCAUUGAGCGAACCAUCAGGGCUGCAGUGGAGCAGCACUUCUAUGAGCUGAAGACCUCUAUUAACCAAGACCUAAGCAACUACGACAGUCAAGGGGUGGGUCCCUGUGAUUCUAUGGCCCAAGGUUGCCAUGGAGACGAGCGACAGACGGACCAUAGCGACAGCCCCUGCUUCGCAGACAGGGAGACCCCACUCACACAGACUGAGUACCACCGCGCCAACAGCCUGCAAGACACACAGGAUGUGAAGGAUUCUGGCACUACCCUACAGGAGAAUUUGGGAAUGGACCUGGACACAGAGGCCCUCAUUGAAGCUGAGAACAACAUCAAUACUGCCAGGCAGGACAGCCAACCCUGCGACAACAUUGAGCAGACGGAUUUAAAAAGUUGUGAUCCAAGGUCAUGUCAGUGUGAUCAGAAUGCCAACACAAGCAAGACCAAUAGGAACCACCUGUCACCAUGCCAACCAAACACUGGCAAUUCCCCCCACCUCCAGCUCUUCCCUGACAACCAGUGGGAAGCAUCACCCCCCUCACAUCUACACCUCCCCCCCAUAGACUUCUCAUGUAUGCAUCUGCAGAGGGAAAGCAACGACCCGGUGCCGGCCUACAAGUCCUGGCAUGAUGAUAGCGAGAGUGGGGAGGCCCAGCUUUCGCCCUUGGCCGGCCGCAUGGUUCCCCUUCCCCCGUUGCCCCUGGAGGAGGAGGGAGAGGGGGAGGGCGGGGAGGAUGCCUCCCCUUCCUCCUCCCGCUCCCACCCACACCUUCUGGCGCGCCGCUUCCUGGACUUUGGAGCACACGGCGCCCAACGCUUCCUCCAGCAAGACCCCGACGCCACCUCGCCCACCAAAGCCCAGAGGCCCCGUCGAGCGUCAUUUGGCUCCAAAGAGGCUAUGAGGGGAGCAGAUUCUGUGUCCCAUCAGCUCACCAAAAAGUUACAGCAUCUCAAGAAGAAGAUCAAGCAGUUCGAAGAGCAGUUUGAGAAAGAAAGAAACUACAAGCCCUCUCAUGGAGACAAGGCAGCUAACCCCAAAGUUCUCAAAUGGAUGACUGACCUCACCAAGAUCCGCAAGCAGAUUAAAGGACGUCAGCACCACCUUUUACCCAGAAGCACCCUGAGGCACCAGACUUUGCUCCAUUCACACAGACGCCACCAUCCUCCCUCCUUUCCCUCCUCUUCCUCUUCCUCUACCUGCUCACCUCCCCAUCACACACUCACCCCCCCGCGCCACCCCUACUCAGGCCUGUGCUCUAGACAGUAUCACCUCAAUGCCAAGCACCGUGCUGAGAGUGAGCUGGGGCCUCAGACCCGCCCCCGCAGCAACACCUUGCCCAAGAGCUUUGGCUCCACACUGGACCAUGGCUCCCACGAUGCAUUGGGGGAGGUCAAGGGUCAGCGGCCCACCAGGGAGGAAACACUGGAGCUGAUCCAACGUAGGGUCAAAGGGAAGAGGCAGGAGGAUGGCUGGCCUGAAGACAUCAAGAAAAUGACCAAGGAACAGCUGUCCUGUGAGAAGACAGUCCUGCAGAAGAACCUGCUGCACUAUGAGGGCCUUCACGGCAGACCGGUGACCAAAGAGGAACGUUUGGUAGUGAAGCCUCUCUAUGAUCGCUACAGACUGGUUAAACAGAUGCUCACCAGAGUUAGCAUAACACCUAUUAUAGUAUCCCCCUCCAGUAAGAGGCGAAGCCAGAUCCUCCAGCCAAUCAUUGAGGGGGAGACUGCACAUUUCUGCGAUGAGAUCAAGGAAGAGGAGGAGGAGGAGGGGAAAGAAGGUGAGGGAGAAGAGAGAGUGGAGCAGAGGGAGGAAGAAGGAGAGAGCAGCAGCAGAGGAGAGGUACAGAGCUCCGAGGUCAUCAUGGCCCUUGACCCUGUGACCCUGACCAACAGCCCAACGAGGAGCCAGCCCGACGGGCAGAGCGAGUAUCCAAUCAGCAACAUGAAUCAGACAGAGGGUCCAAUAAGAGCCAAGCUGGAGGAGGGGUCAGGGAAGCUGGCACUGGACUUGAGGCUGUCCAGCUCCAAUGCUUCAUCAAUGCCAGAGCUGCUGGAACAGCUGUGGAAGGCCAGAGCAGAGAAGAAGAAACUGAGGAAGACCAUUCGAGAGUUUGAGGAGGAUUUUUACCAGCACAACGGCAGAAAUGUUCAGAAGGAGGACCGUGUACCCAUGCUGGAAGAGUACAGGGAGUACAAGAGAAUCAAAGCCAAACUCCGGCUCCUAGAAGUCCUGAUCAGCAAACAGGACUCCUCCAAAUCCAUCUAGACCUGCCGUCACUGGAUACCUGCCAGUGUAAGAUCAUUGCAGCUUAGCGGGCCCACACGUAUAGAAAGUCCAUUAGCCUGUCCGACGUCAUCACAGCUGAAAGGGUCUGCCUAUUUGGGAAGGUCCUCCAGCCAAUCAGAUUCACUACUUGCUCAACUCACACCCACCCAGGAACUCUUCAUCCACUGACACUCAUUUAUGAGAGGGCACGCUUAUCUCAGAAGUCCUCGUUGAUGCCAAGAUGAGUCAUGGCACUUAAUGUGACAACAUGACCAUUGCAUGCCACAGCUGACCAUGCUGUACAUCACUCGUUCAUGGCCUGCCCUUUUCCUUUAAACCUUUUUCCUCUCUAGCUAAUCUCCUGCAUUCUUCCCAAGUGACAGCAGUCACAACCAAUCUCCAUGCUGCGCCACCUAUCUACAUGUCAACUAAACCGCAAUCCGCAGCUCGUAAAUGAGGCCAUCAGAUUUAGAAGAGGAGUCAUCUUCUUAUUCCUCAUCGCCGUUUUCAUCCCACAUAUUGCACUCGACUUUGCACCCAUCUCUUAGCCCUCGCAUUUUCUUCCAGCUGGGGAAAGAUUCACCAUCAUCAGACUCCGUUUCACAAACGUUUAUUUUGUAGUCUUUUUUUCGUGGACAUCUGGUAACAACUGUUUUUUGUUCUCAUAUUGUGGAGUCUUGUCAGACAGCUGAAUACUGGCAUUUCAGACAUUCUUUGCAUUAGCAAUCGCUCUUUGUUUGAGACGCCAAGCAAGUAUGAAAUGUCUGUCUCUGUCUCUCUCUCCCACUUCCCGCUGAGAGACACCAUUGGUCAAACCAGUCCCUUCCGCAGUGUGCUGCGAUUGGUCAGAGGGUCUCCUCGUGGCAAGGUGUUUGGAUGUUUUAAUCUCUGACUUUGAAACUGGUGUGGAUUCAGUUCAUAACAUCCCUACACACUCCCGGUAUGUCAUCGCCUGGUUGAUUUUAAAAUGAACUCACAAGGUGAAAAAAAAAUUAUGACCAUUUAUGUGUAUGUAUUCUUGUUCAGUCAAUGUAUACAUACAAGUUUGGAUGUGAGACACUCCUAUGUCCAUGUUCUUGAAUGAAAAAUUGUAAGUAUUGUGCUCGAAGGGAAAAUGGAACAAAACAGCAUUAUUGUUUAUGCAAUCUGGAACAUGAACUUCAUGCUGUCCUGAGAGGAAGUUGAAUGUAUCAGCUCAGUGCCAGUUCAAUUUUCUUCUUAAUGACUUAAAAGUCUCCACCCUCUCACUUUUUUACCUUCUUUUUCAGAGCUCUCUCUCGGUAAAACCUACAGUAGGUUGGCAUGCUUUCAUAUCCGCUUCUCUCCUUCCCUGAUUUUUUUCCCACAAUAAGGCUGAACUCCAUUUUCCUGGAGUCUUUCUCAACGCAGAGGGCACUUUUAGCUUUCUACUGGUUUAAAGGAAGAAAAAAAACUUGGUGAGGACAGCUUAGCUUCAUGGGAAAUGAAGUACAUCGGCAACACACAGGUAGCUGGAAUCUGUUACUUUUUUUUUUUUUUUUUGCACUGCUGUUGUACUGUUGCUCUACCCCCACCCCAGACCUCCACCCAAAGACAAGUCUGUUAUAAAUUUUGGAGGACCAGACGCUGGAUAGAUGUGUUGGGAGAAGGGAUUGGGGGGUCAGUGACCUCUACAGUGGCCUCUGACUUAGUUGUGAUGCAUGUAGCUUUCUUUUGUUUUUCCAUCUUGUCGAGUUGCAUAAUGGAGGUUUCCUGAAGGUGUUGCUGAAGGUCUUCGGGAGGUAAAUGUGGGCUGAGCAGAACAAUAAUGGUGCCAUGUCGUAGCCCCUUCUCAGAAACUAAGAGGCAUCGGCCAUAAUCAAUGAUGGUUUCAUCUGGCUGGACUGUAGUCACUGUCAUAACAGUUUGGUUAACAUUGCAGUGGUGAGAUGCCCUGUCAUUUAAAAAGCAGCAAAAACGCAGUCAACCAUUCCUUCGUAACCACCUGGAACAGGAUGGUGGCCCCAAAAUGCCUGCAACCUCAAAAAAAUAUAUAAAUAAACCAUGGUCAAACAGAGCUGAUUGAUCAGGUUGACCAUUAUAGCUUUUCCAAAGCUAUAUAUCGUAUGGCCAUAUGACCAACACUCCCAGCACAGAGUUUGAGCUCAGAGUCACUUCUGUUAUUGGUAAAUGGACACAAUGUAUGUUUAGUAUUGUUCGUUUCUGGGGGUUUUUUUAUGUGUUGAGCUGUUCAGGCUAGUUUGGAGACUGCUAUAAGUGCUCCCCGGAUGACGGUCAAGUCAUCAGCUUGUUAACAAGAUGAGUAUGACUGUCGUAAGAUGCUGCAGAUUUCGAAAGCUAGAUCAGUCGAGACCACUGCGAGGGUGGCGCAGAGAAUUUUCUUUAUAAGAAAUAAGGAGAGAGUUGAAAACAUCUUUCCUUUUUUUCCUUGUCGUUUCUCUUUUUCAUUGAAAUCCAUAGCUUCAACCUUGGCUUGUGGUUGCUUAGUCUUUACCGGUACGGUUACCAGGCGGGACGAGGUAAUAACUUAUCUUGUUAUGUUCUGAAAACCCAGUUGGCUGGCAAAACAUUGGAAGUGGCAGGUGAAUGUUGAAACUUGCAGGCUGUUCUGACUGCUGGACAAAGAGGUGGUCUCUUGCCCUGGCUGCAGAAUUCAAUUACCUGCCAUUCAGUUUAUCUUUCUCCCCCUCUUGAACGAUCCAAAGUUUGAAAAGAGUGAAGCUUGCCACUUCCUCUUGGCCAGCAGCGCCUCAGAUGUUGAUAUCAACGGGCUGGUGUGUGUCAUAACACUGACAAGCUGAAGUACACACCGUCUCAUCCAAAGCGUGGGAAUAUAGUAAGUCCACUGUCUGUUAACAGAAGGCAUUGAGGUUCUGUGUGUAUGUGUGUGUGUGUGGGGGGGGGUGGGUGUGGAAGGGUUUUGUGCUUCAGGUGUGUGUGUGUGUGUGUGUGUGUGUGUGUGUGUGUGUGUGUGUGUGUGAGCAUGGUAAGGGAGGGUGGAUUUGGGGUGUGAAGAGAUGAUUUUUGCACAGCAUUCAGAGAAUGCAGCCCUAUUGCGUUAGUUUUUGUUUUUAUUUCUUAAUUAAAGCACUACUUACCUACAUAUAUAUCUAUAUACACCUGAAGGAAUGAAUGUUAGAGAUGUUUAAAUUAUUUCAAACGACAUGUUUGGCCCCCUUUGGUUUUCUUAUUUCUGUGACACCCUAAGAAUGUGUAUUUCUCUUUUUUUUUAUUGCUAUUACUAUCAUUACUGAUAUUUUGUAUUAUCAUAAUUGUAAUGACAACAGUAAUCCCUUUUUGUAUCUCUGCUCACUAACCACAUCUGUAAACAGCUGUAAUAGUCAGCCUGGCACUGUUGAAUCAGAUGUACAAUUUACAUUGUUUUUCAGUUUGCUAUUUGUUUUGUUCUGCUCUUUUGUUGUUUGUUCUGUGUAAAAUAGGCUAAUAUAAGCUAAAAUAGAUGCAGUACUGUAGUAAGCUUGCAUGGGAAAAAAGUGAAUAUGAAUAAUAGUAUGAAAAACGUGCUGUUCCUUUCUAUUAUUUGUGCCAUGAAGAAGAAGCAAUAAUAAAAAAAUAAAAAUAAAAAAA
This is a messenger RNA of Lampris incognitus (smalleye Pacific opah), 7064 nucleotides long. It is a transcript of the gene fam13b, whose product is annotated as family with sequence similarity 13 member B. Lineage: Eukaryota; Metazoa; Chordata; Actinopteri; Lampriformes; Lampridae. The coding region runs from base 360 to 3497 and encodes 1045 amino acids. The transcript is spliced from 24 exons. Gene Ontology annotation, biological process: signal transduction. The record is from RefSeq and is a predicted model, not a curated record.